Molecule: messenger RNA, 3210 nt
Organism: Hyla sarda
Lineage: Eukaryota; Metazoa; Chordata; Amphibia; Anura; Hylidae
Gene: RASSF7
Product: Ras association domain family member 7
Exons: 8
Coding region: 1605-2921 (438 amino acids)
Biological process (GO): signal transduction
Source: RefSeq, a predicted model, not a curated record
AUAUAAUAAAAAUAAAAUAAAAUAUAUACGGUAUAUGAAAGAAGGAUGGUCUAGGGUAGGGAUAGGAAUCGCAUUGAGAUGUAUCAUAACAGGGCGAUUCCUCAAUGGGAGACCCGUCCCUCUAGAAACCCAAAUAUUUCUAGACUUGCAUUUAACCCCUUCAGUUCCAUACUUUCAAAUUCAUAGAUCCUCUGUGUUUCUAUCUUCGACAUCCUCGACAGAUAGCUCCCACCCCGCCAAUCUGCCUUCAGUCUGAAUACCAACAAAUGUCAGACUAGCCGUUAUGUAUUAUGUACCUGUGUAAAGUGUAAGGAUAGAGGGUGUUUCAGAAACCCUUUUUUUAAUAUUAUUUAUGUGUUCCGCUAUCCUUACUUUCAAUAAUCGUUUUUUUCUUCCCACAUAUUGUCUUACACCCACAUUCCAGUACAUAAAUGACCCCCUUUGAACUGAUAUAAGCUCAUUAAUUUCCCAUUUAAACGAGCCAGAGGUCGAGCCUCAAUGGAAGAAACCUUUUGUGGUUAACCAGGUAGAUGAAAUUGUUCUCCCAUUUGUUUUUUUCACUGUAGGUGCUACCGCUAUAUCAAGAUUUGGGGUUUUAGUGUAUACUAUCAAAGGUCUGUCUGGUAGUAUAUUCCCUAUUAAUUUAUCCUGCUUAAUUAGAUGCCAGUGUCUAGAAAAAAUCUUUUCAACCUGUUUGUAUUCUUUAUUGAAAGGUAAUAUAAUUUUUGUCUGUUGUCCCUCCAUUUUAAUUUUAUUUUCUCUGGGUUCAAAAAAGGUGUUUCUGUCCAUCCUACUAACAUAUUCUAAUGAUUUUUUGAUUGUCUAUAGAGGGUAUUCUUUCUCUAAGAAUUGUGCUGUUAAUGUCUGUUAAUUGGACUUCCUCCGUACAAUUACGCUUUAACCGUCUAAAUUGUCCAGUGGGAACAUUAAUCAACCACCGAGAAGGACUAUAACUACCAGCAGACCUCUUUGUGAUCCAUCAGCAGCCAACUGUGAUCCUGUGAUCCAGCGCCAGAUACUGGACUUAACAGCUACGUCCUCCUGGCCACUCUGCAACCUCCCGUCCGAAGCCAGGGCAAACUCCAACUUGCGGGACAUACCGGGAUCGAGUGCACCUGAGGUCAGCUGACCUGCAAUCAGCUAACCGAUUUCUUCACACGCCACUACCUCUACACGCCGCUUACAUCGGGCGGUAUCCAUCUUCACGCCGAAGCGAGCAUUGUUGCCAUCUGUUGGCAGCGGUAUCAGACUGUGAGAAGAGGCUUGACUCCAUUACUGGUUGUCGCCACCUCAAGUUGAAAAGUCAUCAUCCCGUGGAGUUUUAACAUCAAGACCAGUGAACAUCUGACCAAAAGGCGGGUGUCCGUGGCAACCAGAAGCCCCUUGUAUCAAGAGAUGCCCACCCACCAGAAUCAGUCAGUGGGACGCUGUGCAAAAGUGAAGAAUUACACCCGCAUAUCAGAAGUUUCUUCUCCACAUCAAACAGGUCCAGAGCUGCUAUCAUCUGACAAGGUUUUACACCUUGUGACCUGUGAUGAGAAACUAAACUGACCGUCAUCCAUUUUGCCCGGAAUUCUUUCCUGCUCAGAUCGAUUGUCUUCAGCAUGGAGUUGAAAGUCUGGGUAGAUGGGGUCCAAAGAGUUGUCUGCGGGGUUACAGAGCAGACGUCCUGCCAAGACGUGGUCAUUGCCCUGGCCCAGGCCAUAGGUCAAACAGGACGGUAUGUGCUUAUCCAGACUCUACGGGACAAAGAAAGGCAGCUUCUGCCUCAUGAGAGACCUUUGGAGUUCUUGGCCAAAAGUGGACAAUAUGCCAAUGAUGUCCAUUUUGUAUUAAAACGCACAGGACCCAGCUUAGCUGAACGCCCCUCUUCAGACAGUGUUCCUCUUCCUCCAGAAAGAACUUUUCCCAGGUCCAGCCUGCCUCUUAAUCCUCGGGCACAUGGUACAGACGUUACAAGGUCAAAAGAGCCUAAAAAGUCUUUGACUUUUAAUCUGGGACCUAUGAGUUCAAAUGACAUUUUGCUUAAGCACAGACAGAAGCAUCAAAAUGGCACAGUUGGUAAGGACACUGCCCAUCGACAACCUACCAAAGACGAUAUAUUCAAGAUGGUACUUCAACAACAAGAGCAACUCAAAGCACUGGAGAUGCAGAACAGUUCUAUAGGCAAAGACAUUCAGACAUGGGAAAGGGGCAGAGCUGGCGGACCACAUGAGGAGGAAGAUGAGAUCGCUUACUUGGAGCGACUCAUUCGCCGAAAUGAUGCUGAGCUGGCUGAGGAGAUGUUUUGGUUAGAUGAGCUGGAAAGGGAAAGGGUGGAUGAGCAAAAAAGACAAGAGAAAAUGAAACAACUAAGAGCUACAAUGGAGGAUUACACUAUUAAAAUUAAAGAAUUAACCAAAAGGACUGAGGCCUUAGAGCAGGAAAUAAAGAAGGAGUCCUCAAAAAGACUUUCAGGCGAACCCAGCCCAGCAGAUUUUGAAGAAAUGGUGACAAAAAUGAGAAGAGAAUUGGAAUCCAAGAUUGUACAGAGCCAAGAACUGGAAAGUAAUCUGUCUAAUGUGGAAAGAGCCUGUGAGGAGGCCAGAAGGAACCUAGAGACAAGAAAUGAAGAGCUUGAGGAUCUUAACAAGGACCUUAGACAGUGCAACCUUCAGCAAUUCAUCCUUCAGACCGGCUCCACAGUCACAAAUGGCCAAGGACGACUAGACGAUGAGUCUUUUUCUGAUCAAAGUAGCCAACAAUGGGAAGUCCAGCACAGAAGUACAGGAUCCGCAGAUUCUCUUCCACGACCUGCCCCCAAUCAUCUCACAGGUCCUCCCCGAAAUCAUCUCACAGGUCAUCCACGUAAUUUGCAGAAUCCUCUUCUCUCUACCCGGAACCCUGAGGUUCUACCGUCACGGGACACUUCAUGGACUUGAAGAAUAUCCUCGAAAUGACUUGUUUUAAUAUUUUAUCUAUAUAUAUAAACUAACAUUCUUAUGUCAGAACUAUAUCUAUAUAUUAUAUGUAUAUAUCUAAUUAAUUGUUUAUAUCAUUUUGUAUUAUACAUUUCUUUUGAUACAGAUGUGUAUAAAGAGAUAUCCCUUGCUGUUUAAUAUGAAAUAUACUACAUGUAAUAGAGAAGGCGGGAAAGAGUUUCAAUACAAAAAAUGUGAAAAGAAGAGAAAAAUCUAAAUUUGCCAGGUUUAUUAAGAAUUCUGUGUAAGU